Molecule: messenger RNA, 5954 nt
Organism: Hypanus sabinus (Atlantic stingray)
Lineage: Eukaryota; Metazoa; Chordata; Chondrichthyes; Myliobatiformes; Dasyatidae
Product: zinc finger protein 850-like
Exons: 3
Coding region: 982-3012 (676 amino acids)
Source: RefSeq, a predicted model, not a curated record
CCCGAGCGAGGAGAUCCGAUGUUGGCCGUGAACCCCAAACUGCGGGCCAAUUACUCAUUUAGUACUCAAUUAAUUACUCAGUUACUCAUCUGGGCUCGUUAGAAAUGUGUCGACUUCACUGAAUCUGCAUUGAACGAUCCAAACCAGGAGCUCAGGCUGUCUAUUUCCAAAGAAUUGAAAUGGGAGUCCCGCCAACAGGUCACGUGAGGCUGUUUCUCGAAGAUCUGCCCCGCCCUCCGCUUUGUGACGAAAAAUCACGUGGUGUUUUGAGGACAAGGUUUACAAGAAUAAUCUCGGGAAUGAUCGGCGUUAUGUAUGAGGAGCAUUUGAUGGUUCUGGACCUGUGCUCGAUGGAGUUCAGAGGGACGUUAGACCUAUGGUGAGAGAUUUAUUGGAAGAAAAGCCCCAACUGGAAGCAAACCACGACUGAAGAUGAGGGAACAGCAACAAGUGAACCAGCCCGAGGACUGAGAGCAUCAACUGCUGAGAACCCAUCUGACUCAGAGAUUCCAGUGAUUCCGUCAGGAGAAAGUUUGGUUAAAAACGACAAGGGAUUUCUCUUCAGGAAUCACGGACACAACACGCCAGUUUUUCUGUCUGUCCAGAUAUUUAAGAAUUGGAGCAAGGGAUUCACUCAAUCAUUCUUCCUACUCAGACUGUGGGGAGGGAUUCACUCAAUCAUUCUUCCUACUCAGACUGUGGGGAGGGAUUCACUUGAUCAUCUGAUCGACCAGCACACCCAUCAUUUUACUCAUGGGGGAGGCCAUUCCCCUGCCCAGACUGUUGGAAUGGAUUCACUCCAUCAUCUCAACUGAAGGUACAUCAGCAAGUUCACACUCGGCAAGGCCAUUCACCUGUUCUCGGAGUGAGAAGGGAUUCUGUCAGUCUUCCUAACUGUAGACGCACCAGUCAGUUCACACUGGGCAGAAGCUGGUCGAAUGCUGAAUUUGUGGGGAAUGAAUCACUCGAUCAUCUGACCUAAUGGCACACCAGCAAGUUCACACCGGUGAGCGGCCGUUCACCUGCUCAGUCUGUGAGAAGAGAUUCACUAAGUCAUCCCACCUACAGAGACACCAGCAAGUUCACACUAGGGAGAGGCUGUUCACCUGCCCUGUCUGUGAGAAGAGAUUCACCAAAUCAUCCCACCUACUGAGUCACCAGCGAGUUCACACUGGGGAGAAGCCAUUCACCUGCUCAGACUGCGGGAAGGGAUUCACUUUCUCAUCUAAACUGAAAGUACAUCAGAGAGUUCACACCGGAGAGAGGUCAUUCACCUGCUCAGACUGUGGAAAGGGAUUCAAACGGCUAUUCCACCUACAGAGACACCAGCGAGUUCACACUGGAGAGAGGCCAUUCACCUGCUCAGACUGCGGGAAGAGAUUCAGUCAAUCAUCUGAUCUACGGUUACAUAACCAAGUUCACACUGGGGAGAAGCCAUUCACCUGCUCAGAAUGCGGGAAGCGAUUCACUCGGUCAUCCGACCUACUGAUACACAAGCAUAUUCACAUUAGGGAGAGGCCAUUCACCUGCUCAGACUGCGGGAAGGGAUUCACUAAGUCAUCCCACCUACAGAGACACCAGCGAGUUCACACUGGGGAGAAGCCGUUUACCUGCUCAGACUGUGGGAAGAGAUUCAGUCAAUCAUCUGAUCUACGGUUACAUAACCGAGUUCACACUGGGGAGAAGCCAUUCACCUGCUCAGAAUGCGGGAAGCGAUUCACUCAGUCAUCCGACCUACUGAUACACAAGCGUAUUCACAAUGGGGAGAGGCCAUUCACCUGCUCAGACUGCGGGAAGGGAUUCAAUAAGUCAUCCCACCUACAGAGACACCAGCGAGUUCACACUGGGGAAAAGCCGUUCACAUGCUCAGACUGUGGGAAGGGAUUCACUUGGUCCUCAGAACUACUGGUACAUCAGAGAGUUCACACUGGGGAGAAGCCAUUCACCUGUUCAGUCUGUGGAAAGGGAUUCACUCAGUCAUCUAAGCUGAAGGUACAUCAGCGAGUUCACACCGGAGAAAGGCCAUUCAGCUGCUCAGACUGUGGGAAGGGAUUCACUUGCUCAUCACAACUGAAGGUACAUCAGCGAGUUCACACUGGAGAGAGGCCGUUCACAUGCUUGGAAUGCGGAAAGGGAUUCACACAGUUAUUCCACCUACAGAGACACCAGCGAAUUCACACUGGAGAGAGGCCAUUCACCUGCUCAGACUGUGGGAAGGGAUUCACUGAGUCACCCGACCUACUGGCACACCGGCGAAUUCACACUGGAGAGAGGCCUUUCCUGUGCCCAGACUGUGGGAAGAGAUUCACUCAGUCAUCCCACCUACAGAGACACCAGCUAGUUCACACUGAGGAGAAGCCUUUCACCUGCUCAGACUGUGGGAAGGGAUUCACUCAGUCAUCCGACCUACGGAGACACCAGCGAUUUCACACUGGGGAGAGGCCGUUCAUCUGCUCAGACUGUGGGAAGGGAUUCACUCAGUUAUCCGAUCUACGGGUACAUAAGCGAGUUCACACUGGGGAGAGGCCGUUCUCCUGCUCAGUCUGUGAGAAGAGAUUCACUAAGUCAUCCGACCUACUAGCACACCAGCGAAUUCAUACUGGAGAGAGGCCUUUCCUGUGCUCAGACUGUGGGAAGAGAUUCACUCAGUCAUCCCACCUACAAAUACACCAACAAAUUCACACUGAGGAGAAGCCGUUCACCUGCUCAUACUGUGGGAAGGGAUUCACUCAGUCAUCCAAACUGCUGGUACAUAAAUCAGUUCACACUGGGGAGAAGCCAUUCACCUGCUCGGACUGUGGGAAGGGAUUCACUUGCUCAUUUAACCUGAAGGUACAUCAGAGAGUUCACACUGGGGAGAAGCCGUUCAUCUGCUCAGUUUGUGGGAAGGGAUUCACUUGGUCAUCUCAGCUGAAGGUACAUCAGCGAGUUCACACUGGGCAGAGGCCAUUUGCCUGCUCAGACAUUGGGAAGAUUUUCUCUCAGCCAUCUCCAUCAAAUGUGCAUCCUUGAGUUCACACUGGGGAGAGACUGUUCACCUGCUGUGAAUGUGGGAAGGGAUUUACUCAGUUAUCUAACCUUGAGACACACUACUGGGUUCACACUGGGGUGAAAGUUUCAAUAAGCUGCAUGCUGGAUAUUUGUCUAUCACCAUUGCUGGAUGCAAUGUGACUAUUGGUGCUGAACUCUGCAAUUAUUGCUGCUUCUCACCACAACCAGCUCUGCACCCUGGUCACUGGGCACGGGAGGAGUUUUUUUCUGCUGUAUAUUCACCUUUUGUGGGAUUGGAGUUCAAUAUUCUGGAUCGAAGACAGAUAAAUCAGUUCUAUUUUGAACUCCAGUCCUUAGUGAAGACUUAGUCCAGUCUCCAGUACGUAGUGAAGUUAUAACAGUGUACAGUAGAGAGUCAACUCAGGCUGGCUGGACUCUGCCAGUGAUUCAGUUCCAUAACAGUCCUUUUCAAUCCUCCCCUGUUGUUCAUCUCCCACUCUCCCUGUGGUGAUGGAUUACAAACAGUCACCACUCUGUGGGUGAAGAGGUUCCCCUUGAAUUUUCUGCAGUCUGAAGAAGUCAAGUUGACUGCAGUUCUGUCUGUGAUGUUCUUUGCCCAUCAAAGCUCUGGGCUUGGGAAGAAUGACAUUGAUAGUUAAUCUUAUUCAUGGCUUCUUUCCACACUAUAGCUCAUUUCCCUGUUUCUAAAGGAUUAACAGAGAAACAUAGAAAACCUACAGCACAAUACAGGUCCCUUGGCCCACAAAGUUGUGCCAAACAUGCCCCUACCUUAGAAAUAAGUGGGGAUACACAGAGCCCUCUAUUUUUCUAAGAUCCAUGUACUGAUCCAAGAAUCUCUUAAAAUACACUAUUGUAUCCACCUCUCCCACUGUUGCUGGCAGCCCAUUCCACACAUUCUCCACUCUCUAGGUAAAAAAAAAAAUAGCCCUGACAUCUCCUCUGCACCUACUCCCAAGCAACUUAAACCAUAUAACCAUAAAACAAUUACAGCACGGAAACAGACCAUCUCAGCCCUUCUAGUCCGUGCUGAAUGCUUACUCUCAGAUAGUCCCACCAACCAGCACUCAGCCCAUAACCUUCCAUUCCUUUCCUGUCCAUAUACCUAUCCAUUUUUUAAAAAUGAAAAUAUUGAACCUGCCUCUAUCAUUUCUACUGGAAGCUUAUUCCACACAGCUACCACUCUCUGUGUAAAGAAGUUCCCCCUCGUGUUACCCAUAAACAUUUUCCUCCUAACUCUCAACCCAUGUCCUCUUGUUUAAAUCUCCCCUACUCUCAAUGGAAAAAGCCUAUCCACGUCAACUCCAUCUAUCCCCCUCAUAAUUUUAAAUACCUCUAUCAAGACCUCCCUCAACCGAUGUUCAACCUUUCUCUGUAAGUUAGGUGCUGAAACCCAGGUGCCAUUCUCUUAAAUCUUCUCUGUACUCUGUCUGUUUUGUUGACAUCUUUCCUAAAAUUCGCUGACAAUACUGUACACAAAUACUGCAUGAAAACUGUGAGAAUAGAAUACAGCUUCAAAUGAGGAGUAUGACGGUGGGGAAUGGAUGUAGAAGGCAGAGCUGAGGAGAACCACAGAGUGAAUACAAUGGAACGAAAUUAACUGACGUGAAGACAGGAUACAAAAGAAAGGACAGAGAGAAUUUUCCCCAGGUGAGGGGUUAGGAAACGGGAUGAUUUGGAACUGUGAUGAGAAGAAUACCCUUCAGCAAAUGUAGUGUACGUUUGCAACAUUUCAAUAGACAAUAGGUGUCUCCCGAGGUUCUGCGGAGGCUCAGUCUUUGAAAUACUUAAUAAUAUUCAUUUUUUAAAUAUAAAUCCAUGAGAUUAGAUGCGGAAAAAGGAAAAAAAAAAUUUCGAGGGAAAAUAUUAGCCAUGAUAAUGUCUCAUUAAGGAAUAGCUUCUGCUUGUAUUUCAUAAGUUCAUUCGGAUUUCCGCGAAUUUUCGCAGUGUGAUCCCUAUUCCCCAGUUAUUACCCAGGAGACUAUGCUCUAUUUGCCCCGGUUCGUUCUCCUGGAAUGCUUUCAUUUACGUGUCCUUUAUCAUAUGGCUUGGGGAAUUGUAGUGGGUGAGUUUUUGUCGGGAAGCGUACCUCGCCCAGUUUUCCACUGAGACAGGCUACUGAGCGGACGGGUGUUACUGCGGAAUUUUCACCUCAGGUAGCUGAAGGAUGGACGUCCGCGGUGGAGGGAGGGUCAUGCGGGAAUGACUGAAAGAGCACUGAACUCUGGCACCACGGGACUGAUUUGGACGGGAGUGAUUUCCAUACAAGUGCAUAAAUUAUAAACUCAGCUUUCUCUAUUAAGCUGUGCAGUUAGUCAUGUAAACAUCUGUCUUCAAUUUAUCCUCCAAACUCCGUUUACAGUUUGUGGUUCUUAAAUGUAUUUUUAUCCCUUCUUCACCGAUUCCACAUCGGUCCCCUUAUCACUUCAUUUCUUGAAUAUUGAGAUCAGUUCUCUUUAUGUCAUGGGGGAAAAUUCCGGUUAACAAAAUUGAUGUAUAUACAGUCCCGAAGGUAGUUCAUCCAAGCGAAUAAUGAGUUAGUAUGGUCUUGUGACGGGGACGUCAUGUCUCAGAAAUAUGACUGUGAUUUUAAAGGAAUAAUCUCGGCGAUUUAACGAAGCAGGAAGGUAGAGGGAGUUUGGAUGGGCUUCAGCAAUGUUUCUAAGAAGGCUCCCAUGGCAGGUACAGGGACGCCAAGAUGAGUUGGCAAACUAGUUACAAUAUUAGCUCGGUAAAUGGAUGCAAAUGAUAGUGUGCGUGUGUCUCUCUCUCUUCCCGGACGCCGGCAAUAAGCGGCGAGUGUAGAUUAGCUGCUGGAUCCUUUAUUGUUUGCAAAAUAGUAUGUGAAACAAAAUGUGACUUAAUGCACUUUGUGAAAUAAAAUUAUAGGAGGAUAUAUAGACCUUUGUAGGGUCGCUUUACUUUGUAACCUUGCAAAGCUAGGU